This is a messenger RNA of Pimephales promelas (fathead minnow), 7846 nucleotides long. It is a transcript of the gene nfatc3a, whose product is annotated as nuclear factor of activated T cells 3a. Gene Ontology annotation, biological process: regulation of transcription by RNA polymerase II; calcineurin-NFAT signaling cascade; cytokine production. The record is from RefSeq and is a predicted model, not a curated record. Gene Ontology annotation, cellular component: transcription regulator complex. NCBI's taxonomy places the organism in Eukaryota, Metazoa, Chordata, Actinopteri, Cypriniformes, Leuciscidae. Gene Ontology annotation, molecular function: DNA-binding transcription factor activity, RNA polymerase II-specific; transcription factor binding; RNA polymerase II cis-regulatory region sequence-specific DNA binding.
GACUCGCCUGACGUCACCGCUGGAACUGCCCUGUCACGCGCUGUUAGUAAAAGUUGGGAUAGGAGCUUGAGCCUCGAAACGGAGAGCAGAAACAAAUUUACGGACGAACUCGACCAACGGUCGCACUGACGCACAACACUCACCCCCCUUCACGCCACGGGGGAAAAAAAGUUGAAGCCGCUGCUAGUUCGCUGAAUCUCCACAAAAGGUCGAGCUGUUUGGAUUAUUGUGAGGGAGAAGCAAUAACAUUUUCUGCACGGACUUAGAGAAAUACAGCACGGAGGAAAAGUUAAAAAGUUUUCCCUUCAACAUUUGUCAAUGUAGUGAGUUUACUAAAGAGUCGGCGUACAUUGACGGGGUGAGCCCGAGCUGUCAAACCCGAUGACUACUGCAAAUUGCUCCGGGAAUGAAGAGCUGGACUUCAGACUGAUCUUCGGGGAGGACGGGCAGCAGCCGCCGUUAGGCCCCGCAGAUCUAGAAACGGAUGACAACACCUCAUUUUACAUCCUCAAUGUGGGCCAACCUCCUUUACUGGUGAACCAAUCACACGGUCUCCAGCGGCAUGGAUGCCCGCCCCCAGCCCAACUCAUUGCCACCUCCCCCUCCCUGCAGGCCCACCAAAAGACCUAUGAGCAAAGCUAUGAGCAUCAGGACUCUAAAUACACACCCACAGGGAUGGGUGGAGGAGGGAACGGCCCACCAAAGGCCUUUGAAUGUCCCAGCAUCCAAAUCACCUCCAUUUCCCCAAGCUGCCAGCAGGAGAUGGAGGCCAGCGACGAUGAGAUGAGAGCCAAGGGUCCGGAUGGAGACUACCACGACAGACCUCUGUCUCGAGACCACCUAUACCUGCCUCUAGAUCAUUCGUAUCGAGAUUCGUCCCUGAGCCCGAGUCCAUGUAGCAGCCUUUCCUCACGAAGCUGGUUCUCAGAUGCAUCGUCCUGCGAAUCCAUCUCACAUGUGUACGAUGACGUGGAUUCGGAACUAAACGAAGCAGCGGCGCGUUUUACCCUGGGCUCACCGCUCACUUCGCCUGGCUGCUCUCCGCAGGCUGGACCACAGGAGGAGGUAUGGCAACAGCAGCAGCAUCAUCACCAGGCCUUCCCUCACUCCCUUUCUCAAUCACACGGCCAUUCUCUCUCACCCCGCCAGUCGCCCUGUCACUCGCCCCGUACCAGUGUCACAGAUGAGAACUGGCUGAGCCCUCGUUCGCCUUCACGGCCCUCUUCGCGCCCGACAUCGCCCUGUGGGAAGAGACGCCACUCCAGCGCUGAUAUAUGCUGCCUGGGCUCUUUAUCACCCCAUCACUCCCCUACUGUCACUCCCGGCCCCUCGCCCAGGGGCAGCGUGACUGAAGACACCUGGAUAGGAAGCCCAUCCAUGGGUAUGUCCCCUUUCCAAUGUUGUCCCUCUGAGGCUGACAUCCCCUCCAAGACCAGGAAGACCUCCCAGGACUGUACAGCAGCAAUCCAGACAGGGAAGGGUGACAUGGGCAUGGAUGAUUCUGGGAAUGUAUCUCCUUUGCUUGACUCACCUGGUGAGGAUGCCAUGCACGGAAUAAAGAAGGAUGGAUCUGGAGAGCAGUUUCUUUCUGUCCCAUCUCACUUUACAUGGAACAAACCCAAACCAGGACACACACCUAUUUUCAGGGUAUCAUCCCUGCCUCCCCUGGACUGGCCGUUGCCAAAUCAGUAUGGGCAGUAUGAACUAAAGAUUGAGGUUCACCCCAAAGCUCAUCACAGAGCUCAUUAUGAGACAGAAGGCAGCCGAGGGGCUGUCAAAGCCGCGUCUGGGGGACACCCUAUUGUCAAGCUCGUUGGCUUCAGUGAGAAGCCAGUAAACCUGCAAAUGUUCAUCGGGACAGCGGAUGACCGUUAUUUGAGGCCGCACGCAUUCUACCAGGUUCACCGCAUCACAGGAAAAACUGUUGCCACGGCAAGCCAGGAAAUUGUCAUCACCAGCACAAAAGUUCUCGAGAUCCCUCUCCUUCCUGAAAACAAUAUGUCUGCCAGUAUUGACUGUGCUGGAAUCUUGAAGUUGAGGAACUCUGACAUCGAGCUGAGAAAAGGAGAGACUGAUAUUGGACGAAAAAACACUCGAGUCCGCGUGGUGUUCCGGGUUCACAUCCCACAACCUAAUGGAAAAGUGGUCUCACUGCAGGCUGCUUCAAUUCCAGUGGAGUGCUCCCAACGCUCAGCACAGGAGUUACCACAGGUGGAGAAGGCCAGUAUUAGCAGCUUCCCAGUGAGUGGAGGAGAGGAAAUGGUUAUCACUGGCUCCAACUUCUUCCCUGAGUCAAAGGUCAUUUUUCUGGAGAAAGGUCCAGAUGGAAGACCGCAGUGGGAGGUGGAGGCGAAGAUCAUCAGAGAAAAGAGUCAAGGAUCAAGCAUUGUGGUGGAGGUGCCUCCUUAUCACAGUAAGACGGUCACUUCAGCUGUGCAGGUGCAGUUCUACAUGUGCAAUGGCAAACGGAAAAGGAGUCAGUCACACCGCUUUACCUAUCUGCCAGUCUUGGUCAAGCAGGAACAUAGGGAUGAUCUGGACUCCCCUGCCGUGCCGCCUAUGUCUAUGCCUUUAGUCCAUGCUGCCAGUUUGGUCUGCGCUCAGCCGCUGUCCUCCCCAGAGCACUCCCACCCACCAGACGGCCUUCUGUCUAGCUCCCCACGUGGCCUGGCUGCAGGCCUGCAUCCACUCCAGGCACCCUGCGCCCCAACGGGCUCCCCAACUCUUCCCCACCUGCCCCAUCUUCAGGCUCAAGGACUGAAUGCGCCUCCCGAAUGCCAGAUGCCCUUCCACCCAGGCCCUUCUGCCACUGCCAGGCCAUCUUACCCACCCAUACAGCACAACAUGCCCUUCAACAGCCAGCACAGUCUUCCUAUGACUGCGAGCUCAGCACAGGCCUACGAGAGGUUGCCCUUCCAGGCCGAUCCAUCCGGGUGUCACACCCUGGGUUUGGGGAUGGUGUAUGGCCCGGCUUCUUCAAUACCCACCUCUGGAGUGCCGCCGGGGUCUUGCCCCAGCCUCAGCCUUGCAGCCUGUACAGGUAGCAACCAGGUCAUGGCCCACUCUGCCCCUCACCUUCACUCUCUAGGCUAUCACUGUCCCACUCCAGGGCAGGUCCCAUCACCCACCCACACGCUGGGACAGCAGGUCCCACAGCUGCAGCGUCCACUGGUUUACCAUCCAGCCGGGCAGCGGUCUGCCUCCUGCCCCACACCCUCCAGUGCUCCCCCUAGAAUGGUGCCAUCUCCCCACUCUGGGCCCUCGUCCCCCCAGAUCCAUUCCCUCCCCUACCAUUCCCCUACCUCCCCGUCUCCUACAUCCAGCAGCCCUUUGGGGCCCAUGGCGCUCUCUGGACAGCCUUCCCCGCAGGAUAGCAGCCCUGUUUUGGCUGGGUUGUCCCCUUCAGGUCCUUUGGUGCACCCCCUGACCCAACAGGAAGAGAGACUGAACAUCAAACAGGAGCCAGAAGAUAGAGAGCCCACUUUCCGUACCAUUGGCUUGCAGGACAUUACGCUUGACGAUGUGAAUGAGAUCAUAGGCAGAGACAUGUCUCAGGCCCCAGGGGCUCAUGGGGGCUCUCCAUCUGCACACAGUCAGUCCUAACCCACAACACGCCAUGUCAGACUCGACAGAUACUCUUCACAGGACUCCAGAGCUUGUCGGCGAGAUUUCACCCAGAGUUUUACCCCAAUAGGCUAAAAACCACCUUCCCCAGCGUGGAUCCUGAAGCAAUUUAAACAACUGAUAUUACUUACUCUUGAUUCAUGAACACAGCUAUGCACUAUAUGCAAAAUCAGGUGUACUUUACACAUGUGCAGACGUGGUUGAGUGGGUAAACUUGGAUUAAUUCUCUUGGAAAAAAAAAAACCAAUAAUUCAGGGCUCUCUGACAGCAUGAUGUAUUAUUAUUUGCGGCUUGCAGAUUCACCCCUCAGAUUGGCUAGCUAUGCAGUCGAGCACCCUCAUCCCUGACCGGAAUAUGCAGCAAUUUUACAGUCACCUUAGUGGGAUAGCCAAGGGCUGCUCGAACCGUGAUAGAUGCCCACGUUUCGCCUUCUUACCAGCGGAAACGCCGCCUUUUCCAGUACACAUUCUCUCAGUGCUGCCCUCUAGUGGACGGGCCCUCAGGCGCUGUAGUAAUAAUAUGCAACAUUCCACAUGUCUAGUAACCUUUAUGAGCUGUGUAGAUAAUGUUUAAUGAUUGGCCCAUUUCCUCUUCAGGUUGAACAAAUGCCUUAUAUAGUAGCUGUGAUCGUUAACAGAUUUUCUGCUGAGAAUUUAUAUUAGUUUUUUCUUCUUUCUUUUUUUUUAAAUGAGGACAUGGUUAAAUCCAGCGUGUGUAUUUUAUACUUAGAAGUAGCUGAGCUUCAUCUUGUGUUCUGGAAUGCUGUGAAUUGUGUUAGUCCAAUCUUACUUUCACAGUGCUGUGCUUUAAAAGUCAAAGGAAUUGUUCUCAGACUCUUAAGAUAACACGUUUUGUACAGUUGAUGGGAAGAUGAACUCAUGACCCUAGACCAAAAGGUCUGAAGAGAAUCAAGUCCACAUAUAUAUACCAGUGUGUAUAUAUAUAUAUAUAUAUAUAUAUAUAUAUAUAUAUAUAUAUAUACACAGCCAAGCCCUAAAUUAUUCAUACCCCUGUCAAAUUCUGACUUAUUUUAGUUUUUUCUUGAUUAGAAAUGACACAGGCGUCUUCCAGAAGAUAAUAUGACGAUGUACAAGAGGUAUCAUUGUGGAAAAAAUGAUUACUUAUCUUUUAUUUACAUUUGAAAAAAAAGUGGCAUGUCCAAAACGAUUCAUACCUGUCUCAAUACUCAAUGGAAAAGCCUUUAUUGGCUAUUUCAGCAAUCAAAUGCUUGCUAUAAUUGCUGACCAGCUUUUUGCAUGUCUCCACUGGUAUUUUUGGCCAUUCAUCUUUAGCGAUGAGCUCUAACUCUUUCAGGUCGGAGGGUCUCCUUGCCAUCACCCUGAUCUUUACUCCCUCCACAGAUUCUCAAUGGGAUUUAUUUCAGGGUUGGGCCACUGCAAAAUGUGAAUGGUUUUGUCUGCUAACCAUUUCUUCACCACUUUUGCUGUGUGUUUUGGGUCAUUGUGGUGCUGAAAUGUUCAUUGUUUCCACCUAAUUUUCUCUGCAGACUGCCUGAUGUUGUUGAGAAUUUUGAUGUAUUGCUCAAAGGCUUCUCCUUUUUUACGCCAAAUGAAGGCUACAUCAUUGUGGCAAAACAAUUCAAUUUAAUUUCAUCAGACCAUAAAACAUAAGACCAGAAGUCUUCUUCUCUGUCCAGAUGAGCAUUUGCAAAGGCCGAGCGGGUUUUUGUGUGACUAAAGCCCAAUUUAUUCUUCUGUGUCGACCGCUGUAGCUACAGCAUAGGCUGUGUGUAGCGCGCGUACCCUGACGUGCACCUCUCCAAAAAUGUAACAACGAUCAAUUCUCUGUGGACGCAAGCACUGUGAUUGGUUUGCUAGAACCGCUCCCUCAGGUUUCACAUGUUCCCUCUGGGGGCAUCAACGCGGAAAAAAACACAGAAGUAUAAAUUUAAACCAACGUGUAGUCUACAGAGUAGAGGCUCCGGCGUAGGUCCGACACAGAAGUAUAAAGAACCCAGCGGAGUGCAGUGUCCGUACUGUCUGCCAUGAGAUGUUGCCACCAGCAGAGCCCAGAUUUAUCAGGACGGCCUUGGUGGUGAUCCUUGGAUUCUUUACUCUACCUUUUUAUCUCACUAUCCUCCUGGCCAGCACAGAUGUCACUUUUGGCUUCCGACCACGAACCUCUGAUUUUUUUUCAUAUUGUGGAACGUCUUGUAUUUUUUAAUAAUACUUUGCACUGUAGUCACGGGAACUUCAAAACAUUUAGAUAUGUUCUUAUAGCCCAUUCCUGACUUGUGAGCAGCUACAAUGCGCAGCUGCAGGUCCUCAGUGAGCUCCUUUGUCUUGGCCAUGACUGUCCUCAAACCAACAGCAGAGAGUUUCUGUUUUUCACCUGCUGUUGAUUAAAACAACUAUUCCCAAUGAAUCGGGGUAAUUGGGAUGCUUUUGAACAGCUUGAACUGUUUGGAAAGGUAUAGAUCUUUGGAUUUCCCCAUAGACUGUGACAGUUUGCAAAGAGUAUAAAUUAUUUUGGACAUGCUAUUUUUUGUUCAAAUGUCAAUAAAAGAUGAGUUGUCAUUUUUUCCACAAUUAUUCCUCUUGUACAUCGUCUUAUUAUCUUCUAGAUAUGCCUGUGUCAUUUCUAAUCAAGAAAAAACUUGCUGGUUAAAUAAAAGUACGAAUUUAAGUCAGAAUUUGCCAGGGGUAUGAAUAAUUUUGGGCUUGACUAUUAUACUUGACUAUGACUAUAUAUAUGUAUAUAUGUUGACUAUGCUGAUACUUGCUUUGUGCCUUUGAUCAAAGGAAAAAUUAUGAAAAAACAUAGGUUUGAUGUCGGGGAAUAACCUUUUUUUCUCUUUUUGUGUGUAAUAAAAGGUUGUGUCCUGACAAUCAACAAGUGAAUUAUCUGUUACUACAGAGGGACUUGCAAGCUUCUCUCAGUUUGUGUCCCUUCUGUAUUCUAGGACUUUUCAUAAAGGUUGAAAAUCAAACCAGCGUCCAAACCUAUCAGCCCGCUCAUAAUUUGCUCUCAUGUGGACAAAAACUAUUUAGGCAGGUUUCCUCUGUACUUCACUUUUUGGGACACAUACGACGGACACUGCCAGAGCAGAUGCCGUUUGAUGCUAACAAAUCUAUGAAUUUGUAUUGGUUUCUUGCCUUAAAAUUUUGAUUUGGAGAUUACAGUUGUUUUUUCAACUGUUUUUUUUUUUUUUUUUUUCAUGAAAACUGGCACAAUUCAAGUAAGAUUUUUUUCUUAUCUUUUUCAGUCUUUGGGAGACAGACAGCUGUAUCCAUGACUGUUAAUUAUGUUUGAAAGAGAAAAUAACUGCUAUGCACUAUAAACCUGCCUUUUGCCUAUAAGAAAAAAAGGAAAAAAGAAAACCUUGAUGCCUCUAGACUAGAUGCUGUAGAGAUGCUUCUUCAUAGAGUAGUAUGCCAGACAAGAGUUCUGUGUUGAGAUGUGUCUAUUCAUGCACAGAGCAAGCGUCUUAACGGUUUUGUGUGUAUGCGCUUCUGUCAGUUUGUAUCCAAUGAAUUGUAAAUAUUUGUUUUUGUAUCUUUAAAAAAAACUUCAAAUUUAAAUGGUGGAAAAGCACACUGAUACACAAGGCUAUGCAAAGAUGAUGGUGUGACAUUUUCAAACAUACAAAUAGCAGGUUCGCUUGUUAUUCUUGCAUCUAUACUGUAUGUAAGUAUAUAUAUUUUGUUGUAUGUGAACCCUUACAUAUAUUGACAGGUAUUUUUAAUGCCACUUUUGACUAUUUAAUUUAAACUAUCAAAUCUACAUAGGAAAGCCUUAACUUGUGUUAAAAUUCAGUUUUAGAGAAUGUGUGUCAUGGUUUGAGUUUGAUUUAGAAAUAGUGUUUUUGAGAAUCAAGACAGAAAAACAAUCAAACAAACUGAGGGGGAGUUCUGGGAUGAAGCAGGGUCCCAUGAUUUGCACCUAUUUUCACUCUUUAGAAACCAAAGAUGGAACAAUGUGUUCCCAUUUUACAUGCAGAUGACAACACAGACACCAGAACUCUAUUUUUGAUACUUUGAAAUGGAUGUCAUUCCUAAAGUUUGGGUUGCUUGGAUGGUUUGUAAAAUAAAAGUACAGGUUCAGUUAAUGUUUACGGAGCCUUGUAUUGUUGUUUCAUGUACAUUUUGUAUUUAACAUUUUGUAAUUUUUAAGACUGCAGUGCUUUUUGAAAUUAUUCAAAGGGAACACCGUGCGGCAUAUGCUCUUCUGAGGUAGUGUAUCAAUAAAAAGAAUAAAUGCC